Messenger RNA from Didymodactylos carnosus, 528 nucleotides. The record is from the annotation of a GenBank genome assembly. NCBI's taxonomy places the organism in Eukaryota, Metazoa, Rotifera, Eurotatoria, Philodinida, Philodinidae.
AUGACUAACUCAUUGAGUUAUACAGAACUUCUAAAAAAAUAUGAAACUCUAUUAGUUGACUAUCAAAAGCUUCGUCAAGAUCAUAAUAUCUUGAGAAGAGCUUGUUACCAAAUCUUACCGUGGCUUAGAGGUUUAAUCCAAACGUUUGAACAACAGGGUGAUGUACAAGAAGCUGUUAGCGUUACACGUGCUGAGUCAAAAGUCGUUAAAGAACCUCCAGCAAUUCCGAAAAAUCUCGUUCUUCAAAAACGAUUCAAUUUAACUCAAACACGUCUUCAACAACUAAUCGCAAAAAAUCCAACGUCAACGGCUCGCUCGAUCAUGCGUCACGUUUACUCGAAAGAUGAAUUGAUAAACACAAGAGCCGAUGCCAUACCACAAGAAUUUAAAGACGCUGUAAAAAAUUUGGAUGUCGAUGAUGAAAUCGAUGACAAUUCGAGUUCGAUGGAAAAAUCUCAGAUUGAGGAUUCAAAAAGUUUCAUUCAAGAUUUUAUCAAUGAACAGGGCACAUCUUAUGGUCUUCGCUAA